Seminavis robusta is the source of this 927-nucleotide messenger RNA. Lineage: Eukaryota; Bacillariophyta; Bacillariophyceae; Naviculales; Naviculaceae. The record is from the annotation of a GenBank genome assembly.
AUGGUAAGAAGAAUUCUAGAUUUGGUUCGUUUGUUUGUUGAUCUGCCAUCCAUUAAUUACGAUGGGUAUAUCAUCGAUUGGUUUGCCUUCCUGACAUCGCCUUUUCAUCAAGCUCCAGGAUUUUCGGCAGAGCAGAUCAGUGCACUUGCUGCUUUUGCACAGGAAGAAAUGGAUAACAGGACGAAGCAUAAGCCAAUGUCAGAAGCAUCUGCACCAUUUGCUAAAUCAAUAUUGGCUGGAAAUGGUAUCCGGACUGCCACGGAGGACCCUAUCCGGGAGGCUGGGUCCCUGGCUGAUCCACCAAAGUUUUCAUGGGAAGUCCUUGAUUUGGGCGGCCAAGUCUGGAACAAAAGUGAACAUGCCAGUACGCCUGUAGUAGUGGAGUGGUUUAAUCAACACCUGUUGGCUGGGGAAGAAAAAUAUGGUCUCAAGGUUGUAACUGGUGCAGUACUUCCAAAGGCGAAGGGCAACAGGAAAAGCGCCGCCGGGAAAGGUGACAUUGCAAUUGGAAAAUUGGAGAAUAUGGAGCAUGGAGAGACUUUUACUUUUGUGAAUGGUUUAGUUGAACUCAAAAUGGAUAGAUCUCUUAUCAAGACUGGACAAAACUUGCUGGAACUGUUUGCUCUAUCCAUGACAAGCAAACUUGAGACAGGUCUUGCUCUGCUGGCCGCAAAUUGUGAUAAAACAUGGCAGAUCUUCCAUUUCUCAGAAUCAGGCGUUAUUACACACAGGUUUUAUAAUCAUGGCGGAAAAGCGUGGGAAGAUUUCAUGAAGUUGAUCAAGUCUGCAGAACAACGGCAACUUCAAAACAUUCCUGCAGCUUUGCUGGCAGCAAUCAAAGAAGAUGACAAGGGCGAAGAAGACGAACAGGACUUGGGUGGCUUUGACAUACCAGCUCACGGAAAAAAGGCACCGAGCAUUGGAUGA